UGCUGCAUAUACCUAGACGAAGCUGCCGCCUGUGGAUCUCUCUCUCUCUCCUUCAGGAUACAAACAAAAGAAAACCCAUCAGACUUUCAUACCUCUGUCUCUCUUUCUCUCACGGACACACAAACACACACACCCCUUACAUUUGCAAUUUCUUGUUUUCCUAGGCUCACACGCGUCCUCUUACUCUCUGUGUCUCUCACUGUCGGUCUGUCUCCUUCUUACAUGCAAACACACUCCUCCAUCUCCCAGACAGAGAAGCAGUAAAGGGAUUGGCGUGGUUCUUGGUGUUUGGCUCCUGGUGGUUUGGCUCACAGGGAGCAGAGCAGCAGAUGGCGAUGUGAAGACGGGCUCAGCCAGAAUUGACUCUGCCUCACAAUGGCUGACUGUGACCGGAUGCCCCAGGAUACAGGUUUUACCUUGAUCAUGUGAUGUGACUCCCCUGCCAGUUCGUUGCCAUCUCUCAUAGGAGGGGCAAUCACUGUGUUACACAGGACCAGGGGCAUCAUGACCCGUCGGCUGAGUAGCUCCACUCGUUCCCACACCGAGGACUCCAUCUUCCUGAGGCCUGAUGAGGAUCCCGUUUGGCUAGACGAGCCCACAAAGACUGAAAAAAUUGGCGACGGAGCCCUUAAAAAAGACGGGCUCCUAGAAUGUAAAGAUGGAACCGCUGAGGGCCAAAACCCCCAAGAGGAAGUGUUUUUACGCAAGGUGUACACACUGGUGAUUGAACUCCACUGCUGGGCAGCACUGUUUAUCACUUCCCAAAUCUUGGGGUACUGGAUAUUUUUUGUGGUGGAUGGAAAUGGGCCACUCUCUUCCAUCUACAAAGCCCUGCAGGUCAUUGACUUCUACCUGGGGUUCAUCUUACCCUGCCACCCUAUUUUUGGAACGGAUUCAGUGGUGAUGAGGGAUGUGGUAAACACCACAGAGCACAAUUGGAUUGUUCAUGGCACUGCAGGCAUCGGCGUGGCCAUCUGUGUAGUCAUGAUCAUCCACCUGGUGUGCAAGUGGAAUUAUGGCUCUGGCUUGUGGUCAUCAGGAACUGUGUCGAGGGACAUUGGUGAUCGACGUCAGUCUGUGAGCCGUCAGCCCUCUUUCACCUUGUCAGAGUGGACAGAUGCCCAGGAGGAUCUGAUAGACCUGGACCCGGUGCCCCAGACUCCAGUAUUUGAUAUAGGUGCAGAUACCAGGACGGAGGGAGAUGCUGCCACCCUUACUGUCACACCAGUGGGGCUUCAGGAGAGGAGAGGCUCCAAUGUUUCCCUGACCUUGGACAUGUGCACACCAGGCUGCACAGAGCCCUAUGGCUACGGAGCCCAACUCUCUCCAAGAGACCAGUCGGCCCAGGAGUAUCUCCUACAGGGAACGCACGUCCUGACCCCUGCCAUGCUACACACAAGGGCCAUGGACGACCAGAGCCUGCAGGCUGAGUUUUAUGAAACUCCCAUGAACUUUGUGGACCCUAAGGAGUACAAUUACCCAGGGCUGGUGAGAAAGAAUCGCUACAAAACAAUUUUACCCAACACGCACAGCAGAGUGAUCUUGAAGUCACAGGAUGAAGAUGAUUUUCUUUUUACCUAUAUCAACGCUAAUUAUCUCAAAGGUUAUGGGGGCGAGGAGCGUGCAUACAUUGCUACCCAGGGUCCCACUGUGAACACAGUGGGGGAUUUAUGGAGGAUGGUGUGGCAAGAGAGGACCCCAAUCAUAGUGAUGAUCACCAACCUGGAGGAGAAGAAUGAGAAAUGUGCUGAGUACUGGCCCGAGGACACUGUGACACACGAAGGCAUCGAAAUCACUGUGGUCAAGGUGACCCAGGAGGAUGACUACAGUCUGAGGGUGUUUACUCUGAAGUGCGGGGAAGAGGAGCGCACUCUGCGGCAGUACUGGUACACUUCCUGGCCUGAUCAGAAGACCCCAGACAAGGCUCCACCCCUGCUGGAGCUGGUGCAGGAAGUGGAAAGGGCCCGUGAGGAAGCCCUGCCCUCCAGUGGCCCUAUAAUUGUCCACUGCAGUGCUGGAAUUGGUCGAACUGGCUGCUUCAUUGCCACCUCCAUCCUGUGCAAGCAGCUGAGGACUGAGGGUGUAGUUGACAUCCUGAGAACCACCUGCCAGCUCCGUCUGGACAGGGGUGGCAUGAUACAGACGUGUGAGCAGUACCAGUUUGUGCAUCACGUCCUGAGCUUGUAUGAGAAGCAGCUUUCUCAAACUGCUGAGGAGUAGAUGGAGCCCAACAGCCACACCCAGACCGAGACACACCACUGUACACGUAACCGCCUCAGGUGGUAUGCACCACUGUACCUAACAUCAUCUCAAUCUCACCCUUUAACAAGUUCAAACCAUGUUAUUCUCUUCACUCAAGGCAGGGUCACUCAAACAGAACUGAAUCUGUGCUAAUUGUGCGUGGUUGAGUAGAACAAAUAUAGAGGAGGUGUGAUUUGAGAUAACUCACCUGAAAAUAGUAGUAACGCAGUCCCAUCGAUCCACAUGUUCUUGAUAAGUUGAAGCAGUCACACCUAAAAUAAUCCAAGCCAGCACUCUCGCCUUCAUUUCAUUUGCACUGCUAAGGUUUCCAUCACACCACUGCACAUUAGUCUCCGUCAUCGAGGCCUUGUUUUGCACUUGGUCUAAAACAGCUUCCUCGUGUAAUGAUUGUACAGUUAUCGAAAGGUUAGACUGGAAGUGAAGUAUAAUCAGAUCGCCUGCAGUGGUGUGACUUACCUGUAAGGAAAUGAAAGAAAGUAUGUGUUGACAAUAAGGGCCCUUUACAGUAUAAGUGUCAGCAUCGUUUAAAUCUACAGAGAUAAUCAAAUGCCAGCCUAAUAUUUAACUAUACUGAUAUAAAAGUUCAUAUGAAAUGUAAAAGUAAAUGACGUCUAGCCUUUUCUCUCAAUUUCAAUGUAAAAAAAAAAAAAAAAAAUCAUUA
Molecule: messenger RNA, 2923 nt
Organism: Maylandia zebra (zebra mbuna)
Lineage: Eukaryota; Metazoa; Chordata; Actinopteri; Cichliformes; Cichlidae
Product: protein tyrosine phosphatase non-receptor type 5
Biological process (GO): protein dephosphorylation; signal transduction
Cellular component (GO): cytosol; plasma membrane; cell junction
Molecular function (GO): protein kinase binding; protein tyrosine phosphatase activity
Source: RefSeq, a predicted model, not a curated record